Messenger RNA from Letharia lupina, 387 nucleotides. RefSeq lists its product as uncharacterized. Gene Ontology annotation, molecular function: oxidoreductase activity. NCBI's taxonomy places the organism in Eukaryota, Fungi, Ascomycota, Lecanoromycetes, Lecanorales, Parmeliaceae. The record is from RefSeq and is a predicted model, not a curated record. The transcript has 5 exons. The coding region runs from base 1 to 387 and encodes 128 amino acids.
AUGGCGGACGAACAAAAACUCAAGAAGGCUCCAGGUGCCCGACCAGACAGGGUGAGAUUGGUGGUCCUCUUGUACCGCAAGAAAGGCCUCAGCAUAGAGGAAUUUCACGCUUCCUGGCGAGACGAUUUCGCUCCAAUCAUGUCUGGCGUACCAAUUUUCAAGAAGAAUCUGCUCACUUAUGAACAAUGUCAUGUCAAUGGGGAGGCUCUAAAGGAACUUGAGACAAAAGGCUUUCCUCUUGAAGGGUGCGAUGGGAUUGCUAUGUACGAAGCUUUGUCCUAUGACAAGAUUUUUGAGUGCUUGAACGAUGAAGAGUUCCGGAAGAUCAUAGCUCCGGAGGAAGAGAGGUUGCUGGAUGAGUCGAGGGUAAAGUCUGCUAAGCUCUGA